AUGCAGCAAGCAGAGGCUGCCAAGGCAGCUGUGGAAAAGAGUAGCAUGGCGUCUGGUCCUGCUCAAGAUCUUGAGACUCAACCCACUGACGGAGGCACUGAAACGACUCCUCCGAGCAACCACAAUGACGACAAAGAUGGCGAAGUCUCCGAACAUGAUGACAGUAGUCUCGUGCAGGGCGUCAACUACUUCCCAAGCAGGCGUGUGGAUCGCGAAGCCUUGAUUCAGACCCCCAGCUUCGAUUGGCAGCAAUCGCAGACCAAUAUGCACACAAAACCCGACUUCCUGCCCACCAUCUCUCAUGACAAGUGGAAGCUCAUGCGCAAGCUUGAGCCCAAUCAACAGGAUGUGCUAAAGCAAGCUGCUGGCAUUGAUGUCCUAAGACCUGUACAUGGCCAAGCUACUGACAGCGUGAAAACGAAUCACUUCCUGAUGGAUUUUUACGACAACAAAGGUUCGCGCGUCCUGUACGUGUAUCGUGUCGAUGGCAUAUCACCUGACGGUGCACGAGCCAAGAAGCGCACAAACAUGCACACUGCCAUCGAGAAGUGCGCUCCCUUGCGAAGCAACAAGCACUUCAUCGUCACAGACAAUAUAUCCAAGAUCGUAGUAUGGAUGCCUCUCGCCGAGGAAGCUUCACCUGGCGAUGAGAUUGCCAAGAUUCCGUUGAUCGACUAUGAUCGACGCGACAACUCCAGCAGCUAG
Messenger RNA from Recurvomyces mirabilis, 705 nucleotides. RefSeq lists its product as uncharacterized. The record is from RefSeq and is a predicted model, not a curated record. NCBI's taxonomy places the organism in Eukaryota, Fungi, Ascomycota, Dothideomycetes, Mycosphaerellales, Teratosphaeriaceae. The transcript has 2 exons. Bases 1 to 705 code for a protein of 234 amino acids.